UCGGACAAUUCUCCAUGCACGGCUCCUCUUAUGUUCGCCGUCCUGGUUCCAAAGUUUACCACUUUCAGCAUUGUAUCACAUACCCCUCGUGCUGUUGCAACAGUGUUUGAGGUGGGAAGUUCUAGAGCCUGUCCUCGCAUUGUCCGCCUAUGAAGACAACGCGUUGUUACUUUGAGAUCUGUCUGUUGGAGGUGCGGGGGAAGGAAGCCCGGAGGUUGUGCUUGUGGUGAGGAGUGGCCAUGAAGGAGAAGCGCUGACCGAUGAACUGACCAACACUCGCCGACGUUGACCCUGCAACCCCACUGUUGGACGGCAGGCCAGGUGAGGAAUGCACUCGUGUGCUCUCUGUAAGGAGGGAAGCUGUGGCUGAGGAGGGAGAGAGAGCACCGCUGCCUUCCGUCCUGAUCUCUGGCCUCACUCACGUCACACCCGUACCCUGGCCGAGAGCUGCAGAUAUGGACUGCGUUCUGCCACAGCUCUCCAACACCUUGCUGACUGCAACAUGCAAACAAACGAGGAGCUAGCCUGGGAUAGAGUGAUCUACAUUGUGUUUGAGCUGGUGAUUGCUGUGCUGGCUGUGCUGGGCAACGUGCUGGUCUGCUGGGCCGUCUAUCUGAACAGCAACCUGCAGAACGUCACCAACUUCUUUGUGGUCUCGCUGGCCGUGGCGGACAUUGCUGUCGGGGUGCUCGCCAUCCCCUUUGCCAUCACCAUCAGCACUGGUUUCUGCUCGCUCUUCUACGGUUGCCUCUUCAUCGCCUGCUUCGUGCUGGUGCUGACGCAGAGCUCCAUCUUCAGCCUGCUCGCCAUCGCCAUCGACCGCUACAUUUGCAUCAAAAUCCCACUCAGAUACAAUAGCCUGGUGACAGGUCCACGUGCAAGGGGAGUCAUCUGUAUCUGUUGGGUCCUGUCCUUUCUAAUUGGCUUGACCCCGAUCUUUGGCUGGAACCACUCCGAUCACAACAUAACGGUGCAAUUGAACGAUACUCCACGAUGUGGGGACGGCAUGGUCCCCUGCCUGUUUGAAAAGGUGGUGCACAUGGACUAUAUGGUCUAUUAUAACUUCUUUGCCUGUGUCUUGGUCCCCUUGCUUUUAAUGCUGGGGAUUUAUCACAGGAUCUUCAUGGCUGCUCGCCAUCAACUCAAGCAGAUGGACUUUAAAAGCCUGCAGCCGGAGAGGAGCAGGUCCACCCUGCAGAAGGAGGUGCAGGCAGCCAAGUCCUUGGCCAUCAUCGUGGGCCUCUUCGCUGCCUGCUGGCUGCCACUGCACAUCAUCAACUGUGUGAACCUCUUCUGGACGAGCGACCGUCUGCCAGGGAGCGUCGUCUACUUCGCCAUCAUCCUCUCACACGCAAACUCCGUUGUCAACCCCUUAAUUUACGCCUACAAGAUCAGAGAAUUCCGAAUGACCUUCCGGAAGAUUCUGAAGACACAUGUUCUGAGGCAAUCAGACCAGACAUUCACAAGGCAGAACACGAGGCGCUCCAUUUACGUCAGUGGAGACAAUGUAAACAUUCAGAUCAAUGGGUGUGGCCUAGACCUUCUCAACACUGGUGACGAGCAAGGAGGGGUUGCAGAUAGAGACAUUGUCCAAAAUCGGGAUAUUCCAGUCCGCCGACCAAACGGGAACAGCCCAGGACACCCAAAAAAUGAAGAGUUUCUUUGUCGAGGCCAAGGAUUGCCGCAGGAGCGGGGUUUGUGUGGUUGUUGCCAUGUACAUCGCCACACAGAUUUUUCACACAAGGCUUCCUGCAAUGCUCUGACUGAUGCCUCCUGAGCAGCAACCAAACAAGGCUUCAACGUUGUCGUCACAGCAAGGCGCAGAGAGAGGGGGAGCGGGACGCAGGAAGAAUGAUAGCAGAGGUGUGUGAUGGAGCAGCCUGAUACAGUGCUGGGCGCCCCUUGUGUUUGUUGGGGAACUGCUGCUCUCAUCUGGAGAGAGGAUGGUGUUGUCCUCACACUGAGUGCUGUGUCCCCUCUGAGGGCUGUACAUGUUGACUAAACAUCCAGUUCCUCUCAUAGUCCAGGUUGAGUCUAGACUCACUACAUUGCUCCUGACUGUUCACUCGGUGCACCUCAGAUGCUCUAAUCCCAACUGUCCCGGAUCCUUAAUGCUUUACAGCAGAUUGUUUUUGCUGCCUUCCAGUAUUUUAAUUGUGAACAAAUCGAUCCUCUAGAAAGAUCACUGUCUUAAGUUAGGUUCCUCUUUGGUGGUACAGAGUUAUACAGCAUGAAAACAGGCACUUCAGCCCAACUCAUCCCUUCUAAGCUAGUCUCAAGUGCCUGCAUUUGGCAGAUAUCCUUCUUGGUUCUUGGUUUCUUGGUCCUCCAAAAUAUUCUAAAUGGAAUUUAAACUGGAGGUGGUGGAGGGAGGACUUAAGCCAGAAAGGGUUAUUGGGAUGAAAGAGAUACUUUAAAUUGUUGCAUCUGGUUGGGUAACUAUAGUAGGGUGGAGAUUAUUCCAUGCUUUAAUUGUACGGGGGAAGAACGAAUUGCUGUAUACAUCUGUCUUUGUAGCUGGGAUCACAAAUUGGAUUGAAUGCCCUCGUCUGCUCCUAAUUGGUUUGGGUUUGGUGUAGGUCUUGUAAUCUAUGUCGAGCUGACCAUUUAACAUUUUGUAAAAACAGGUCAAACGGUGAGCUUCACGUCUGUCUUGGAGAGGGUUCCACCCCAGAGAAUUCAGAAGUUUGGUGACACUCGCUUCUCUCUCAUAGGUGUUAGUAACAAAUCGAGCUGCCUGUCUUUGGACACGUUCGAUGGAAGAAAUGUUUUUAUUUGUGUAUGGGUCCCAUGCUGCAACUGCAUAGUCCAAAUGAGGUCUAACGAGGGUGAAGUAUAGCUUCUCCUUGACAGAAGUUGAACAAUGAUGAAAGUUGCGCCUCAGAAAGUUUAGGACACCUGUUGCUUUCACCGUUGCAUGAUGCGUCUGACCAUUCCAACGCAGAUCAUUCUGCAAUUUGAUGCCAAGAUUCUUGGUUUGUUUGGAUUGUAAGAUGUUUCGCCUGAAUUCUAAACCUUUCCUAUCCAAGUACCUGUCCAAGUAUCUUUUAAAUGCAGUUAAGGUACUUGCCUCAAUUACUCCCUCUGGCAGCUCGUUCCGUAUACCCACCACUUUUUGAGGGACAAAGUUGCUCCUCAGGUUCCUAUUAAAUGUUUCCCCUCUCACUUUAAACUUAUGCCAUCGGGUUCUUAAUUCCUUUACCCUGGGUAAAAGGUUGUACAAUAAUCCUGUCUAUUCCCCUCUUGAUUUUAUACACUAUAAGAUCACCCCUCAACCUGCCCAUCCUCUCCCUAUAGCUCAGACAACGAGUCCUGGCAACAUCCUUGUGAAUCUUCUCCACACUCUUCCCAUCGUAAUGAGAUCCUUCCCAUGGCAGGGUGACUACAACCGAACACAACACUCCAAAUGGUGCUGGCUACUUGGAAAACUGUGUCACCGUUAGUGUUACCGGCACAGGUCAGGCUCUCAAACGUGGACUGUAAUUCUGUAAUUUAUUUCUAUCACUAAUAUUUAAAAUUAAGGAAGCUAAGCGGACGGCGCUCGGAGCAACCAGUUACCUACCCGGCCCAUGCUCCCACUACAGGUAGAAGUCGUGUUCUGGCUCGUGCCUUUACUGAUUCCUGUACCAACCUCUCACCGUAGGGCUCUAAUUCGGAAGCUGGUCCUCUGCAGUUAUGUGUUAGAAUGUUGUGUGUGUCUGUCUCCCCCCCCCCUCCUCCCCAAAGGCCCUUUGUUGGACCGUUCUCUGCCCAGAGUCAGAGCUGCAGGAAGUGAUCAAGUAGCCCGUCGGGCUGGAAGAUGACAUGAGAGUGUGGGGGGUGCGGGGGGCAGGAGUUGAUGAGCAAGAACCUGCUCUGUGGACAUGAAGGUUUAUGGAUCUGCAGCGUCAUCGAUGGGGAGCAACGGGACUCUGUUGAAUAAAGAUGCAGGUGCAGCAGACUCUUCAUAUCAGAGAAAUGGAAGUGAAUCAGCAGAUGAGGGUGAGAGGAGCGUGGA
Messenger RNA from Leucoraja erinaceus (little skate), 3997 nucleotides. RefSeq names its product adenosine A2a receptor a (gene adora2aa). Gene Ontology annotation, biological process: adenylate cyclase-activating G protein-coupled receptor signaling pathway; G protein-coupled adenosine receptor signaling pathway. The record is from RefSeq and is a predicted model, not a curated record. Bases 503 to 1777 code for a protein of 424 amino acids. Gene Ontology annotation, molecular function: G protein-coupled adenosine receptor activity. Gene Ontology annotation, cellular component: membrane. The transcript has 3 exons. Lineage: Eukaryota; Metazoa; Chordata; Chondrichthyes; Rajiformes; Rajidae.